AUGGGAUGCGGUGGUGGCAAGCCUUAAAAUAAAAACCCUCAAGCACAUUAGUAGCCUCCUAAUAACAUAUUCGAAGAGCCUACGAUAUCAAAUGAAAACAACACUCCAAACCUAAAGCUUGAAUACAUUCUAAGCUAAAAACCUUUAGAAUAUCUUGAGAAGAAGAGGUAUUAUAAGAUUUGAAAUAGACCAAAUUAUGAUAAUCUAAUAAAUAAGUUAGUUACGGAAAUGAAUAUAUAAAAAAUGGAAUUCUUAUCUUAUAAUCAAUUAUUAGUUGAAAAUUAUAGAAAAAUUAAUAAAGAGCAUAAUCUUGGAAAAGAACUUAUUGAAUCAUCUAUAAAUUUUAUGAACUAAGAGUUAGAAUAAUUCAUAAAAUUGGAAUAAUCCAUGGAUGAGCAAGAUCAGUUACUUUAACAGAAAAGUUUUAAAUUUUUAAUCGAAUUAUAUUUGAUUCUAUAAACAAUGAAAACAGAAAUAUAAUCAGAAUGUUAUUGGUUAGGACACUAUAUGAAUAAAUAUUAUGAUUAAGAUCAUCAGAUAACUGAAUAAAAUGAUAAUCCUAAUGCUUAAAUUUCAAAUUUGAAAUCAAUUGAAUUAUAAUUGAAAUAAGGUAUUCAAAAGGCAAUCUAAAAAAUAUAACAUAGAUAAAGAUAAUAGUAAAAUAAAAUUAUCAUCUUAGGCAACUCAUGAAAAUUAACAAUUCUUAAGAUGAAGUAAUGUCUAAAAUCAAUUAAAACCAAAGUGGAACUCUUGUUCAUUAUGCUAGAUCAUAAAAUUAGAAGUACAAAACUCCAAUAUGAA
Messenger RNA from Paramecium pentaurelia, 801 nucleotides. The record is from the annotation of a GenBank genome assembly. NCBI's taxonomy places the organism in Eukaryota, Ciliophora, Oligohymenophorea, Peniculida, Parameciidae.